AUGUCAUAUGAAGCUUAUGGUACUUUAAUGCAUACUUAUAUAUUAUUUUUUUAAGUGAAUAAAAAAUUAAAAGACAUAGAAUGUAGUGUUGGAGCAUUUCUAAUAGUAUAUUUUUUUUAAUUUAUUUAGUUUAAUGAAAGGCUUGAAUUCAAAUUCUUUACAGAAAGGCUUUCCAAACUAUUCCUCAAUCCCUAUAAAAGAGAUAUUUAAUAAAUAUAUGAUGAAAGAAUCUAUUAAUUAAGAGAAAAGGAAUAUGAAGAAACAAUAAGUUUGAUUCCCAAUUUGUUUAAUUUUGAUGGUAUAAUAUAAAGAGAGUUUGAAUUCUAAUAAUUUGGAAAAAAAUUUAGUAUUUUUGGAUGGGUUAAAUACUCUACCAAUGAGGCAUAUCAAUUAAAAAAAUAUUUAUUAGUUAGAUUAAGUCUUUUCAAAGGUUACAAAGAUGAAAUAAAUGUAGGUGAUGAAAUAGUUAAAAUCACAACAGAUAUAGAUCUAUCUAACAAUUAAAAUUGUGGGUAUGAUGUUAUAUCUCAUCAUUAUUGGAUUCCAUAUCCCAAUUAGAUAAAUGAAUAAGUCUUAGAAAAUAAAAUAAGAUUAAGGGAGGAUUUACCGUAUUUGUAAAUACUGGCCCAAUCGCAUUUCAUCUAAUUUGAAUAUGGAUUAGAUAGAAAAGAUUAAAGAUCAAAAUUUUAAAUAUGUUAUUUUGAUAAUUAAAAAUCAAAUCUAAAUAAUAUUAUCUUGGAAAUAGUUAAUAUUACUAUUGCUUAAAACUUGAGAGGUUAACUAGCGGGGUUUUAUUUAAAUCAAAUUAUCCUUACGAUUUAGAUAUUUAAUUAUGUAUCAAAUAUUUAUAUUUCUAGUUUGCCACUAUAGUUGUAAAACUUGCAAUGGCCCAUUAAAUUCAAAUUGUUUAUCUUUUCAUGAUAAUAAUGAACGAGUAUUUUUGGAAGAUAUUCAUUAAUGUGUAUGUCCAAUAGGAUAAUUUGAAAAAAUGAAUAAUGUUUCUCUGAUUCUAAUCUAUAUCCAACAUUACAAUAUCUGGAGAUAUAAAAAGAAUUCUAAAUUUCUUAAUGCUCAUUUGGGUAUUUUUAUUUUCCAGCAACUAAACAAUGCAUUAAAUGGUAAUAAUUAAAUAAUUAUUUAGCCCACAAUGGAGUUCCUAUAAUUUAUUUUGCAUAGAUUGCUUUUUGAAUCCUUUAAUUUGGUAUAUAAGACCUAUCUGUACUACAGAUUUCAUCACAUAAUAAGUAUCUUUAGACCAACAUGCAUAGACUUAAUAAAUCAGAUCUCCUCUUCAUUAUGAUCUUUAUUACAUUGACAGAAAUUUUCAGUUAUUGUUAUUGGAUGGAGUUUAUGAGUAUUGUGAUAUCAAAGUUCUAUUAAUAAAUGAAUGUGAAGAAUUAGAUGUUUAACAUUUAUAAAGUAAAGUAUAUGGAUUUUGUAGAAAAAAUCGAUAUUACAAAGGUUUUAGAUGUAAUUUGUUGGAUAAAGCCUGUAUUAAUGUUGAUAAAUUUGAAUAAAAAUGUCUUGAAUGUUUAAGUGGGUAUUUUAUAUCAGAUGAUGGUAAAUCUUGUUAAUAAUGUCCUAAAUCCUGUUAAAAUUGUUAAGGCUUAAACAAAUGUUCAUCUUGUAAAACGUAUUUUGGAUUAAAAAAUGGAGAAUGUGUUACAUGUGGAAAUUUUUGCAAAGUUUGCAAAAAUUAAGGUUCUGAUAGUAUUAUGUAAAGUCUGAGUUGUAUUGACAAUCAAUUAUUUUAUUUAACUUUAGAUGCAGAAAAUUGCAAAAGAAAUGAAAUAGAAAAUUGUUAAUACGCAUUUGAAGAGGCUCCAUAAUUUAUAUUUCUUAAUUCUUUAGACUAUGAUUUUAAUCGAUAUAGUUAUCCUGAUAUAAUAAACACUCUAUGUGCAAAAUAUAAAGACGGUUACUAUUUUAAUGAUUAGGAAAAAAGUUGUUUUAAAGGUGAAUUAGAUAAUUGCGAAUAAUUUUAUGAAAAACAUCAAUCAUUUUCUUUUCAGCGGAUUGGUUUAUUUGGUCCUUAUUGUAAAGAUACUUUUGUUUACUCAUUUAGUGAUUAAUGCCAGAGUGUCAAAUUAGAUUGUAUUGUUUGCUUAGUUGACUAAGAAACCCUAAAGACUGUUAAUAAUAGAAUAAUUCGAAAGUAAGCUUCAUACAUCUGUCUUGAUUGUGAAAAAGGUUAUUAUGCAGAAAAAUUAACAGGUUAUUGUUAAUAAUGUCCUUUAGAAUUACAUUGCCUAAGUUGUUAUUAAUAGAAUAAAUAUACUAAAGAUAACUGGAAAAAUUAGAUUCUUGCCUUUUACAGAAUUUACUUUAAUUUAUUUGAAAUCUAGCAUAAAUUUACAGAAUAUGGGUUAAGUUAGGAUAAGAAUGAUUAUGAGAUACUUUGUUUAAUAUGUGAAUAAGGGUAUGAAUUUCAUGGAGAUAAAUGUAUUAAAGCCUGCCCUGAAUCUUGUUUAGAAUGUUAAGUAGUGAAUUAUGUUAAUAUUUGCGUUAAAUGUCUUAAAGGUUUAAAAAAAAGGAGUAUUAGUUUAAUAGAUAAUUAAUGUGUUGAAUGCCCACAUAAUUGUUAAUUGUGUUAAAAAAGAGAAGAUAGUUAAGUACAUUCUAUUAAUCCGCUCUUCAAUAAUAUAGAAUUGUAAUUUUACUCAUACUAUUGUAUAUCUGGUUAUGGCGGAUAUUAUGAUUAAGAAUUAGGUUUAUAUUUAUAUUGUUAAGAUGGUCCAUGCUUAAAACAAAUUGUAAUCAAUUUAAAUUUAAUUUGUGGAAAACAAUAGUAUUAUGAUUAUUAUGAAUAAUUGAAUUAGUUUGAAAAUGAAGAAGAUAGAAUAAGAUUUACACAAGAAAAUAUUUUAAGUAAUCAAUUAUUUUCCUCCUCUAGCUUUACAUAAGUAAAUAAUCAUUUAAGCAAUUUAGUUUGAAACAAAAGAGCUUUAUUAGUUAGCUAAUGAAAAAUAAAUUAAACAAAUAUUAAUAAAAAUAUUCAGUCAAUAAAGUUAAAGAUGCGAAGUUAAUUAUUUAUAACAGAUUUCAUAAAAUUUUAGUUCAAAUAUUUUUUCAGCUAUGUAUUAAUAAUUAUUAAGUAAACUAGAGACAUAGAACUUGAAAUUUAUGGUUAUGGAAUUACAACAUUUAGAUUUUAUAAAUAACUAUUAUUUAUAAACUUCAAAAGAAUACAUAUUGAAGGAGUAAUAAUAGAAAUAGGUUAUUAUUAAUUUGGACCAAAUUUAUUAAGAUUUUCAAGUGUUUUUGAAUAGACUAUUGAAUUGGUUGAUUUGACAUAUUUAUAAGAUUUUAAAUUGAUUACUUGUUAUGUUAUAAUGGAAAAUGCUAUGAAUGUUUUAAUACAAAAUUUCGGAUUAAAAGAUUGCAAAAGACAAUUUCCUAUUGAAGCUUUUGUAAAGAUUAAAUAAAUAUAAUCCUAGUAGACAAUAAAAAUAUUGAAUUUUAGUAUUAAAGAUAGCAAAUUUAUGAAUAUAAAUGUAUUUUAAUUUGAUCUCAAAGAAAAUGAUAAAGUAAAAAUACUAAACUUAAGGAUUGAAACAACAAUUUUCAAUCAAGCAUUAAUAUACUCAGGUACAAUAAUAAAUUAUUAUUGUAUUUAAAAAGAAAUUAGUUAUCAGAUUUCAUAAUAAUUUUUUAAAAUUUUAAAUUAUUAAAUCAAUUUUAUAUUAUUAAUCAAUUAUAUA
This is a messenger RNA of Paramecium primaurelia, 3701 nucleotides long. Lineage: Eukaryota; Ciliophora; Oligohymenophorea; Peniculida; Parameciidae. The record is from the annotation of a GenBank genome assembly.